Cladocopium goreaui is the source of this 3453-nucleotide messenger RNA. The record is from the annotation of a GenBank genome assembly. Lineage: Eukaryota; Dinophyceae; Suessiales; Symbiodiniaceae.
AUGGCCAUGGAGUUGAGCAUUGACCCAGCCAAGAGGGAGGAGCAGAUCAAUGCCAACAAGGCCAUCAUCCAGGAGGCAGCAGGCUCCAUGGCACCCUUGUCUGGCCAAGAACGUUACGUCAGCAUCUCUGCUUCCCACACCACUGCAUUUUUGAGAGCCAUCCAACAUGGCUGCACACCAGAAAGUGGACCAGCCAUUGAAGUUCCAAGGGAUGAUCCAGCAUGGGACCUGAUCCAGAAUGGCUGGCAAUGGCUGAUUUUUAGCCACUUGGUCGAAAAGCAGUGGCCAAUGUUACCAUCCAUGCUCCAAGGGGCCUUGAAUUCUGCAAAUGCCAUCUCCAAAGCUGCCAAUGAAUUGGAAUUGGCAGCCCAGCUAGCCAAUUUGUUCCAGCAUGGGGUGCCACUCAAGGAAGCCAAGAGCAAAGUCCAAGCCAGCACCACUGUGGAGCCACAGCUUUUGGCAAACCUUUGCUAUUUUAUCACCCACUAUGCUGGAGGUGAUACAUUUCCAUUCAUUGAUUUCCUGCAGAAAUUCAGUGCCUUGCCUGUGUUUGAAAACUCCAACAUGGAAAUGGGCACCAUCACCCAUGGUUCCUUCAAAGUACCAUGCUUCCAGAAUUCCAAGCCCUUGGCUGCCAAUGAACUUUUGCAGUACCAGAAGGCAGAGGACACCCAAGAGGUUGCCAUGAAGAAGGCCAGUGCCAUGGAGAAGCCCAUGAAGAAGCCCAGUGCCAUGGAGAAGCCCAUGAAGAAGCCCAGCGCCAAGGUGUGUGGAUUGGCCUGGCUUUCCAGCUACCUGGCCCAUGGUACCACCUUGAAGUAUGUCCCAGAGCAGGACCAGGAGGUUGCAGCCAAGGUGAUGCAGGGCAUCCAUGAGGCCAGCAGGGCCAUCCCCAAUGCUUCUGGCAUGAAGACCAUGAAGAAGACCAUGAAGAAGACCAUGAAGAAGACCAUGAAGGCCAAGAACUACCUUGUUCCAGCCACCUACCAUCAUUUCAUGUCCAUGGCAUCCUCCCAAGUGCUGACCAUUGAUGCCUACUCCUUGACACACAAGACCACAGGGGAACCCACAUUGCAGAUCCAUUUCAAUGAUGGCUCCAAGAAAGAGUAUCCAACUCCACCACUUCAUCCAGAAGGUCCAAGGAGUAUGUGGGUCCAUAUCCUCCAUGUGGAUGACAGCCUGGUCCCAUACAAACAGUAUUUACCACCAGGGACCAGUGAGGAUCCAACUGGCAUGCCAGUGGAAAUGAUUGAAGCCACCAGGACCCUCCAGAAGUUGACCACUGAAGAGUUCAUCACUGAAAGUGAUGAUGAGGUGGUUGCCAUGUGGGAAAGGAACCACAUGGCAAACCAUGAUGAGAGCACAGACCAAGCCUACAUGAAUGCCAUCCAAGAGGUACAUCAGAUGUCCAUGGAGGACUCCAUGGAAGCCAACUUAGUUAUGGAGGAUAUAGCCAUAGAGAUCCAGUGGUACAAAGACAUGGAUGAACCCAUGGAACCAGCAGAGGAUGCAUGGGCCAGGUACUGGCACCAUCAUCCCAGACCAGGCCAGGAGGUACCAGCAGACCAAGGUGCAGAUGCAUCCAGCAGCACCAUCCCCACAGCAGGUGCAGCAAAAGCCAAAUCCAUUGGCACCACUGCCAAGGCAAAAGCACCAAAAGUAGGAGCCAAAGGCAGCUGUGCCAGUCCAGCAAAUGCAAUGCCAGGUGGUGCCAUGCCAGCCACAUCUGAUGCAGCAGCAUCAGCAUCCAGACCAGAUGGUUCCAGCAGGCCACCAGAGCCAGCCAUACCACCAAGAACUUCCAGGCCAGAUGCAGCCACCAACCAAGCCAGGCCAGCAAAGAGCAAUUACCAAACAGGUUGGAGGGCCAAGAUGGUGUGGAUGCUGGCCAUGUGUGAGAACCAUGAUUGGGAUGCCCUGGCAGCCAAGAUUCCCAUCUUGUGGGACCAGCUGGAGAAACCACAUGGCUUCCAGGAAUGGACAAGCACCACCAUCAUCCAAGUCCUGGAGAAGCUCGACCAAGACAGCUUGCCCAAUGAUUUGAAGAAGACAAUCCAAGAUGCCAUUGACCAAAUAGACUUGGCUGGCACUGGCCACUUGAAGACAGUCAUUGCAGGCCAGCACAUUGAAGGCUUUAGCCACUAUGUGUCCAAGGAGGAUUGGGCCAGGUAUGCCUUGGUGGAAGAGUUUGCUGCUGUGUUUGCCAAGACUCCACCAGGCACAGUGCCAAGUGCGAACAGAUUCCCAGCCAACCCAGCUAAACUUGGAAAGGCAUGGCUAGACCAAGUCUAUGGUGCGGAUGAGCCAGCCAUGGUGUCCAUUGCUGGUGGCUGGAAAAGCAUGGCAGCUCAAGCCAACCAAGAUAACAUAGUUGAAGAGGAACGCCAAAAAGGGAAGCCCAAGAAAAGGAAGGUGGAGAGUGCCCCAGAGGUGAUAGAGGUGCCAGUGGGAGAUACCACCAUUGCCUGCUUGAUGCAAGGCAAAAGGCCCACCAAAUCUGAUUUGGUGGUGCCACUGGAAGAAGACCAGUUGAAGCCAAUCUUCUUGCUCCUCCACCAGGUGAAAGUGGAGAACCCAAGGCUUGAACAACAUUGCAGGUGGCUUUGGAAAAAAGGAAUGAAAAGGCAGUUGCUUGGGGAAAGCAUGGCCAUGGAGUUGAGCAUUGACCCAGCCAAGAGGGAGGAGCAGAUCAAUGCCAACAAGGCCAUCAUCCAGGAGGCAGCAGGCUCCAUGGCACCCUUGUCUGGCCAAGAACGUUACGUCAGCAUCUCUGCUUCCCACACCACUGCAUUUUUGAGAGCCAUCCAACAUGGCUGCACACCAGAAAGUGGACCAGCCAUUGAAGUUCCAAGGGAUGAUCCAGCAUGGGACCUGAUCCAGAAUGGCUGGCAAUGGCUGAUUUUUAGCCACUUGGUCGAAAAGCAGUGGCCAAUGUUACCAUCCAUGCUCCAAGAGGCCUUGAAUUCUGCAAAUGCCAUCUCCAAAGCUGCCAAUGAAUUGGAAUUGGCAGCCCAGCUAGCCAAUUUGUUCCAGCAUGGGGUGCCACUCAAGGAAGCCAAGAGCAAAGUCCAAGCCAGCACCACUGUGGAGCCACAGCUUUUGGCAAACCUUUGCUAUUUUAUCACCCACUAUGCUGGAGGCAGGAACUUCAACAUCCAGCUCCAAGCGGGCCAUGAGCCAAUCCAUGGAAGCAAUAUACCACUUGGGCUGAUGAUCCCAAACAGCAAGAAUGCCUCAUCCCAUUUUGGUGGGUCAAGGGCACCAAGGAAAACUCCAACAUGGAAAUGGACACCAUCACACAUGGUUCCUUCAAAGUACCAUGCUUCCAGAAUUCCAAGCCCUUGGCUGCCAAUGAACUUUUGCAGUACCAGAAGGCAGAGGACACCCAAGAGGACAUUCCUGCCCAAGGGAGCCAAGGCAGCGCACCUAAGAAGAGAAGGACCACUUGAUUGA